AUGCCCUCCCCGGAAUUGAGCCGCCCCGGGUGGGGGGUGGGGCCGGGCGGCGGGGGCUGGGGACCCGGGCUGCCUGCGCGCUGCGAACUUCCCAACUCGGGCGCGAGGCGCGCCGGCCCGCGGGGGGAGGGAGUCCCGCGGCGGGAUCUGGGGGGAGGGCGUCCCGUUUCCGAGUGGGGAAGAGCCAGCCCCACGCCGGUCCGCCUCCCGCCCACGGCUCGGCCUCCCUCCCGCCUGGCUCGGCGCUCCUCCGCCCCGAGUUCUCCAUCCCCUGGAUCCCGGGCUCGCGGGGGCGCGGAGAAGAGGAUCCAGGAAAGCCAUCCUUGGCCUCUUCACCUUCACGUCUUCCCUGCUGGAACCCAGCCUGGAAAAAUGCAUUCCUACCUGUACCCGCAGCCCUUAAGGGGCCCCUCACUCAAUGUCAUGGAGCAGACAAGUCACCUGGGACUACUCCCCACUAACCCCCAUGGACAGAAGUGGAGACUGAAGCCCAGAAAAGGAACAGGACUUCCUCAAGGUCACAGUCAAGGAUCCCCUAAAAUAUGACAAUUCUCUGUGGAGUGUGCCAAGAUGGAACCUCUUUUGCCCUGGAACUCUGAGUCUAUGAUAUCUAGAGCAACCUCUCUCUUAACCCUGCCCUGUGUCAACUGGCAUGAGAUAUGGA
Messenger RNA from Nomascus leucogenys (northern white-cheeked gibbon), 664 nucleotides. RefSeq lists its product as uncharacterized. The transcript has 5 exons. The record is from RefSeq and is a predicted model, not a curated record. The coding region runs from base 1 to 546 and encodes 181 amino acids. Lineage: Eukaryota; Metazoa; Chordata; Mammalia; Primates; Hylobatidae.